AUGGUGAAUUGUUGGCAGUGCAACGAAGUAGCUUCCGUAAAAAGGUCAAGGAAUGGUGCAGCAGAAUGUGUUACUUGUUUCACGGACGCAUUUGAGACGGAAGUCUACAAUGUAAUCACAACGCAUAACUUAUUCAAAAAAGGUCAAAAAGUUGCUGUCGGAGCUUCAGGUGGUAAGGACUCAACAGUUUUAAUCCAUGUGUUGAAUAAACUGAAUCAGAAGUACAAGUAUGGACUGGACAUUAUCUUGCUUUCAGUCGAUGAAGGGAUCGCGGGUUAUCGCGACGAAUCAUUAGAAUCCGUUCAAAGGAACAAAAGUGAUUAUGGAUUACCGCUUGUUAUAAUAUCUUACAGAGAGCUGUAUGGUUGGACAAUGGAUGAAGUAGUCUCGGCUGUUGGCAUCAAGAAUAACUGUACCUUUUGUGGUGUCUUUCGGAGACGUGCUUUGGAUAGAACUGCUGCAGUGCAUGGUGCAGACGUUAUUGCUACAGGCCAUAAUGCAGAUGACAUGGCAGAAACAGUGUUAUUAAACAUUUUGCGAGGUGAUAUUGCUCGAUUGCAGCGAUGCACCGAUAUUAUAACAGCAUGGGAAGAAGGUUUACCUCGAGUAAAACCUUUGAAAUAUGCUUUCGAAAAAGACAUCGUAAUGUACGCGCACUUCAAUAAACUCGACUACUUUUCCACUGAAUGCAAAUAUUCACCCGACUCAUUUCGUAGUUAUGUGAGGGCAUACGUUAAGGAGCUCGAGAGACUGCAACCACGAGCUAUUCUCGACUUAAUAAAGUCAGGCGAAGCUAUUUCCGCGCGCAGUGACACUCCUCUUCCUACAAUAACAACUUGUGAGAAAUGUGGUUGUAUGUCAUCUCAAAAGAUUUGUAAAACCUGCAAAUUGUUGCAAGGUCUAUCUGAUGGCAAUUAUGAUUUGGGCGUGAAAAAGGUAGAUUGUUUUCGCGUUUAG
Molecule: messenger RNA, 957 nt
Organism: Thelazia callipaeda (thelaziosis nematode)
Lineage: Eukaryota; Metazoa; Nematoda; Chromadorea; Rhabditida; Thelaziidae
Source: the annotation of a GenBank genome assembly